CUGUGUCAGGCCCGCCAUUGAAGUUGAGCACCAUCCAGAGCUCAUGAACCCCUUCACGGACGACGUGCCAGACGACGCUCUUGUGCCAGCCUUCACGGGCGGGAAUCCCUUCUCCUUCUCCUCCGAGGAAGGCUCGCCGCGCCGCCAAUCCCCAGAGAAUGUGCCAGCGAGCCUGUUUGCGCCACGGGCCUUGGCGCCCGUGCUGCCGCCUCUCCCUGCCGAUGCCAAUCCGUUCGGGCCGCCGACCCCGGGCCGCAACGCCGCUGACGGCGGCGAGGCGCUCGGCGACAGAGCCCUGAGUGGUGGCGCAGACGCGGAGCCGACGGUGCCCCUGCUCGCCCCGCCUGCUGAGCCGGAGCCUCGCUCUCGCGCCGCGCCGCCGCUGCGCACCGCCGCGCGCGAAAUCACCGUGCGCCCGCCGUCUUUGCUCGCGGACCUCGAGACGGGGCUCCUCACGCUGCUGGAAUCGGGAGAGCUCGCCGACUUGCGCUUCGUCGACGGCGGCGAGACCGUGUGCGCGCACAAGGUCGUGCUCCAGCUUCGGUGCGGCAGGGAGGUGGUCGAAGCCAUCGCCGCCGGCGCCCUCGGUCCAGACGUCUCUGCCGGCCAGGGCAUAAGUGGCGGCGGCGGCAGCGGCGGCGGCGGCGGCGGCGGCGGCGGCAGUUCCACCAGGACGUACGAGCUGCCUGCGGGCAGCGCGGCGUCGUUGGGGUCGCUCCUUCGCUUCGUCUACACGGACGAGUACGAGCUGGGCGCCGAGUUCGGCGGCGGCGGCGGCGGCGGCGGCGGCGGCGGCGGCGGCGGCGGCGGUGUCGGCGGCGGUGGCGGUGUCGGCGGCGGUGGCGGCGGCGGCUCGAUGGGUGGCUGCUCGACACUACCACCGGCCGUCCCGUGCCUCGUCCGGCUCUCCGAGCUGGCUCAGGCAGAGGCUGCCGCCGUCGCCGCGACACUGCGCGCCGCUCCGCUCUUCCGCGCCAGCCUCGCCCUCCUCGGCGCAGACGGCUUGGCGGAGGCGGAGCCGCCGCUCGAGACGACACCCGAUCUGACCCGAUCUGACCCGAGAUGA
Emiliania huxleyi CCMP1516 is the source of this 1066-nucleotide messenger RNA. RefSeq lists its product as hypothetical. The transcript is spliced from 4 exons. NCBI's taxonomy places the organism in Eukaryota, Haptophyta, Isochrysidales, Noelaerhabdaceae. The coding region runs from base 44 to 1066 and encodes 340 amino acids. The record is from RefSeq and is a predicted model, not a curated record.